CUGUAAUAGUUUUUUGCUUUCCCAAUAGAUGGUUGUAUAAACGGAGUACUGUGGACACAGCGAAAUCUAUAGCAGAAUUUAUGAACACACACACACACAGUUAAAGACCUAUUCACAGUACGAAACCAAUUAAAGUACGAUAGUUUCUGCCACCAAGUUCUACUACGCUGUGGUUUUUGCUCUUGCUGUAGUUUGCUUUGAUGUCACGAAGAUGGAUGGUGGUGGUGUGCAUGGUACUCCAGUACUAGAAGAAACAUUUUACAUUCUGUCGAAGAAAAACACUGUAUAUCGAGUGAAAUUAACAGAGAAAGGGCUCAGUUUACAAAAGGAAAGCAAUGGUAAUACAAAAAUAGAAGUUAUUAGAAUUGAUGACAUUGUUGGUUGUAGGUGCAUGAGAAGCAAACGGAGGUCAGGUGGAUCGUGUGCAUGCCAUCCGAAUGCUAUUAGACGAAAUAAUGUAAGAGUUGUGGAAGAAAAUUCAAGCGAACAAGAUGAGAAGGACGUUAGUGCUUAUCUGUAUAUAUAUGCGUAUGUUCUUAAAAAGUAUAGAGUCAAAUCGGGCCAGAAACGAGAGCGGAUGACAAUCACAUUGAGGUUCCGUUCCUUUGACAAAUAUGAAGACAAUAUGAGGGAAGCUCAGAAGUGGAGGUUGGCUGUCAAGUGUCUUGUCAAGAAUAAGUCGAUUCCACGAGGUAUACUGGCCAGCGAAGACUCGCAAGUCACGGCUCAGUCAUUUUUCCACCUGGAGGAGAGGAAACUGUUGGUGUUGCUGAAUCCGAAGAGUGGCCCAGGGAAAGCACGAGAACUCUUCCAGCAGAGGGUUGUUCCAGUAUUUGCCGAAGCAGAAAUUGGUUUUGAUCUGUAUGUGACAAAACAUGCAAACUAUGCCCGGGACUUCGUACGCACAAAAGAUAUUUAUCAGUGGCGUGGUGUGGUUGUGGUAGGAGGAGAUGGAAUUGUCUUUGAGGUGAUCAAUGGACUGUUUGAACGUGAAGACUGGCAAACAGCUGUAAAGGAACUGCCUGUUGGAGUCAUUCCUUGUGGAUCUGGAAAUGGGUUGGCCAAAACUAUCAGCUAUGCUGUUGAAGAACCAUAUGACCAGAAUCCAGUUCUUAUCUCCACACUGUCUGUGAUCAAAUGCAGGUGUGCACCUAUGGAUUUGGUUCGAGUAGAGACAAAGUCUCAGUUCUUGUUUUCCUUCUUGUCCGUGGGCUGGGGUCUCCUGUCAGAUAUUGAUAUUGAAUCUGAGAGGUUAAGGGCCAUUGGUGGGCAGCGGUUCACAGUAUGGAGUGUAGCUAGGCUCAUAGGUUUCUGUUUUCAGUUCUUGUUUUCCUUCUUGUCCGUGGGCUGGGGUCUCCUGUCAGAUAUUGAUAUUGAAUCUGAGAGGUUAAGGGCCAUUGGUGGGCAGCGGUUCACAGUAUGGAGUGUAGCUAGGCUCAUAGGAUUGAGGACAUACCGUGGAAAGUUGUGGUACCUACCAGUUGCAGGUUGCAGGGUGCAGUCUGCACAAACUUACAUGAGUGGACUAACGCGCAGUGUAAGCCACUGUGCUGAAACGGGUAGCAAACCUCGGGACAUCUUCCCAGCUACUUCAUACACACCUGUCCAUCCUAGCCACAGCUGCCACGACAGCAUUAAUUCACGGUACCGUCCAUUGCAGGAAGUAGGUUGUGAUGACCCAGUUACAGAUUCAUUAAGCUUAGAAACUUCACUGGGGCCAGCACUGGAAGAUUUGAGAGAUGGAGAUGAAUUUGGUCGCCCAAGGCUUGAUUCUUAUUAUUCUGCUGCCUCCCGUCGUUCCACGUAUUUCUCCACCGCAGGCUCUGACUAUCGAUCUGUGGCAGAUAAUUGUUCAUAUAUGGGUGUCCAUGGAGGUGGAGAUAUACAACCUCGCAGGCCAAACAGCAAUGUUCGUAUGUAUGGACCUCCAUCACAGUUGCCUGCUUUAACACAACCCGUCCCAGAUCACUGGAGCAGCAUUGAAGGUGAUUUUAUAUUGGUUCAUGCAUCUUACCAGUCACAUCUUGGAUCUGACUGCUUAUUUGCACCAAAUUCCAAGUUGGCAGAUGGAAUCAUUUGGUUGCUGGUGAUUCGUGCUGGUAUUAGUCGUGGACAGCUGCUUCAGUUCCUCUUGGGUCUUUCAUCAGGAUCACACUUGUUGAUUCCUCAAGCAGAAAUGAUUCCUGUUACUGCCUUCAGACUGGAACCUGAAACAUCAGGUGGACAUAUGACUGUGGAUGGAGAAGUUGUCGAUUAUGGACCAAUCCAAGCAGAACUCAUGCCCAGCCUUGCAAACAUCAUGUCGAUGUAAACCAUAAUUGUUGGAUACAGGAGUGUGCUGUUCUCAAAGAAUGUGAGUGUGAACUGAGUUGAAGGCUGUUCUCAUGCCAUUAUCCUCUGAUGUCAUGGCAUAGAACAUUAAUUACCAUUAUGAUGUCAAUUCAUUAAUCUGACAUUUGUAUAUAGUUGUAGUGAAGGUAGUCCUGAAGGAUACCAGUUCCAGUUUCUCUGUGAUGUCAGUAAUGAGGGUACAUUCCAAGGACUGAUUAAAUAUUGAGCCUAAUUAUUCUUUGCGCAGACCAGUUAAAAUGUAUAAUUUAUUAUAGGAAUUUUUGUCAAUUCUAUAAUCUUUAUAGAUAACUUAAGUGAGGAAUGUUGUGACAUGAAAGUAUAGGCAUCAGAAUUGUCUAUUUAAAUACUGGUAUUGUUAUGAGAGUCUGUAGGUUCGUUCAUAGAUAUUUGAGUAAGAAUGGCAGAUAUUAUCUUCUGAUGCAUUUAUUUUUGGUACCUACCUUAUAGUCAGUAACAAGGAUAUUGUGCGUGUUAUUAUUAUUAGGAUUUUGUGGUUUUCCUUUAUUUCUUAAUAUCUCACCUUUACUGACGCAUCAUUCAUUACUAUCCAGUCAUCUAGAAGUCCCCAUCUUGUGAAAGGUAGAACUACCUGUUUGCACAUGAGACUUAUAUGCACAGUUUUCACUGAAUGUUUUACUCAUAGUUGCAUGGUUAGCGUGUGUUUCAUGGGUUCAGAACUCAGAAUUUAUAUUCUAAGGUUUUUUCUGGUUUUCCAUAGUCACUCCUGGCAAAUGCUGAGACAGUGCUUUAAAAUAGUUCAUGACUUUCAUUUCACCUUUUUUGCAGUUUGUGAUCUCGGUUAAGCCAUCUUCUGGAUUCUCUUUGUCAUGCUUUCAAUAAUUGGUGGUUACUAUUUCUGUGUCUGUGAUUAUCUGAUUUUAAUAUUUUUAUUAUUUAUUUAAAAUGCUUCACUGCAGCCAGUGAACCUGCAAGACAUUUUACAGGCCAGUGUAAGUAUAUAAUCCUUUCAGAAACCAGGGAGGUGAAUGGGACCAUGACGAGACAUUUUAACAGAAAAGAAAGACUGCUCUGCUAUAAUUUAUAUUAUAUAAACUUGGCUUAUUGGAACUAGGAAUAAGGAGCAGAAAUGAUUGACAACAAAACAACUUUAUUCCGUAACCCUUCUAUCUUGAAUUUGUUGACAGACUGACUUCGUGGCCAGGUUUUUCUGUUCUGUUCAAACACUUUAAAAUAGGCCGCAUUUCUUUUAUAUGUCAUAAAUCACCAUACUGUCUGAUGCUACAUAAUCUAAGGACUUUAAAAAGUGCUGUCAAAUGCACAAGAGUACCUUAAAAUGGGAAAAAGUUGUUUUUCCAGCAUGAAGUACAGUAAAAGUGCAGGACAUAAAACCAAAGCAAUAAAAUAGUUAUGUUACAAUGGUAAAAAUAGUCGGUGCUGGAAAUAGUGAAGUACCUUGUUAUUGGCUGUGUUAUUGCUAUGUAGUGAUGUUACCAUAACUAUCAGAGUAUCUUUGAAUGUCACCUUUUCAGUAUGGAAAAGAUGUUGAAGAUAACAUUCAUGAAAGAGGACUUUGAUUCAAAGAUAUUUGUUCAUAUUACUGUGAAAUAAACUCAGGUGUGGCCAUGGGUAGGAAAAUGACAUUCCAUGCUGAACUGUACCUGGCAAAGAACAUUUUUAGCAUAAAGAUUUCCAGAGGAAACCAGUGGGAGAGGCUGUGAUCUUGAUCUUGUUCAGUAAGAUUUUAGUGGUAACAAGUAACACCUGCAGCAAUUGAAAAGCAAUACUUAUGGUAUAAUGUAUUUAAAUAUGUGGUAUAAUUUUAACAGUGCCACUUUUUCAUUUCAAGAAUUAAGGCCCAUAUAUUUCUCUCCUUUGUUCUAAAACAACUCUCAUUGCACAGGCAUUUCCAGUAUAAUGCAGUUUAAUUUGCUGGAACAGCUUGAAUUCUGAUUACACAGUACUUUUCCUUCGGUUUUUGCGGCUGGAGUUCAGCGUAUAACUUUAGCUUUCGGGGUUGAGCUAUGUAGGCAGUGAUUAGGACAUGCUGAUGCUGACUGAUGGAGAGGAAGAGCCUGCUCUUGUAUUGCCUGCCCUGCAUAAGGCUUCUAAGCAUGCCCCAGUCACCACACAUUCACUCUGAAGAUGGCAACUACAUUGUUAACUGAAACAUUGGAUAACUCUCAACAUUCAACAUGCCUUAACCCUGAAAGCUGAAAUUACAGUUUGCAUGUUAAUUUGUGACUAUUUCCACAUUUCUUAACCUUUGCUGUCUGAAAAGUCUAGAAUAUCAAACUGUAGAUUUACAUGUGCGUUUGACUUUGUAAUUUCCAUAGUCCAAGUUUGAAUGAUAACUUUUGUGUCAGACUUUAGUAUAAUACAUAGCAGCUUUUAAUGUGAUUUCUCUUCUAGGAUGCUUUGGAUUCUAAUUGCAUGAUGCCAUUUAACUUUGUUGCAUUCCAUAAAAAUAGUACAAAUAUGUGUUUGUAAUGAUAUUUCUAACACUUUAUGAGAAUUGUCAUAUUGCUAUUUCUCUCACCUAAAUUCCCUGAAAUGCUAAGAGUAGCUGGAAUUGAUACUGCCAAGCAUCUUUUAGCAAAGGUAUCUUAUAUUUUUCCUGUGAACAGUAGUAUGACAUAAUUAAUGCACUUAUUUUGUUAAAUAGAGAUAAGCAGCAGCAUAAUGGUUUGCCUUCUUUUUUUAAUGAAGUUCCUAGGUAAAUAGACUUUGUGUAGAUUCAUACAUUUAAAGAAUAGUGAGAAUAAUUUUGACAUUAAUUGUUAUACUGUAUUUAAAGUAUUGGAUUUUAAAAUGGUGAAGGAAUAGAGGAAAUUAUAGUACUUCUAGAUGCAUGAAGAUGUUUAAUCUAUAAUUACAUUUUCAGCAAUUAUUGUAGGCAGAAGGUUUUAUUGUAGAGUGGAGGUAAUAUAUACUUUUAGGAAUUAACAUAAAUCACAAAAAUACAAAGAAUCCAUAAUGAUGAAUGAUUUGUUUCAAAGUUGCAUCAGGUAUCAUUCAUAAUGUACAAUGUCUGAGGAAACCAUUUUUCUUUUAAUCACUGUAUAGAAAUAUUUUAUACCUUUAUGAUGUAGAUUAACUAGUGUUGUAUAGCAUUUGUACUGAAUUCUACCUGAAGUAACUUUGUGAAAUUAUUUUGAAUGACAAUUGUAUGCAGUGUCCAGUUUUGGAAAGGUCAUACAACAAAGUUUCAUAAUUUUCACCAUGUUCUUGAGUAAGGUAUUCAAAGACUGAAAUGUUACUGCGUACAGUAUUUACCAAACUGAAUACAGUUAACCAUCAGUUAUUCAGUAAUUCUGGAAGUAUCAUUUGGUAAUUGGUACAAAUUAUAUUCUUAAAUUUGUAUUCAUAUGUACAGUAGAGUCCAAAUUAUCUGCUGUGCCAUGUCAGAACACUCCAUUUUAUCAACAGUCAGCUGUGCAUGUAGUGAAAUGAAUCGUACAGCCCCACCAUGCACCUUCUGCACUUUAUGUACAGUCAUUACAGAUGUACUACUGUUCAGGUACUGGCACGACCUUGCCACAAAGAAAAUGAAUGAGGCUCAGAAGCAAAUAUCCAUUACUAAUUUACUUAAAAAAAUGACUUCCAUUAGAAUAUGGUAAAUAUUUAUAUUUGUGAUAUUUUUUAAUUUGAUACCUUAUUGUAUUUUCUUCAUAAUUGAAUAAUAUUGUAAAUUGAGUAACAAAGUGAAUUAAUAUUUACCCUCAUCUUUUGCAUUAGUCUUUCAUACCAUCUGACCAUCCUUUGGUCCCAUUUAGGUUGGAUAAUCUGGACUCUACUGUAUGUACUUGCAGGAUGCCUUAAGGGUUCUCUUUUGUUUCAUAUUGUUCCUUAAAUUCCUGUUUACAUUGCUACUAUCUUGGGAGAAUUCGCUGAAUUGUCAAUAAAAACUACAUACAGUUGUGGUUACAGAUUCCUGUGCUAAAGAAGAAAUUCUGGAAAUAACUUAAGGUGCCUACUUUACUUCAAAUACAUCAUUUUGUUUGGUGAGGCUGACUAAUUAUAUGAAUGUUGUUAUUUAUAUGCAUUUUCCAUUUAUGCAAAUACUAUGAUAAAUAUGCCUCGUAUAAACUUAGACACAUCAUUGCUGUGUUGUAAUUAUUAAUGCAUUUAAUAGAAAUUCAUGGGUA
This is a messenger RNA of Zootermopsis nevadensis, 6458 nucleotides long. The record is from RefSeq and is a predicted model, not a curated record. Lineage: Eukaryota; Metazoa; Arthropoda; Insecta; Blattodea; Termopsidae.